Messenger RNA from Cyclospora cayetanensis, 1008 nucleotides. RefSeq lists its product as uncharacterized. Bases 1 to 1008 code for a protein of 335 amino acids. The record is from RefSeq and is a predicted model, not a curated record. The transcript is spliced from 3 exons. NCBI's taxonomy places the organism in Eukaryota, Apicomplexa, Conoidasida, Eucoccidiorida, Eimeriidae.
AUGAACUCCAUAGACGCACAGCCAGUGCCCCUCGGAGGCACUCGUGUUCCAGAUUCCAUGGGUGGUUCUAGCUGCCCUCCAUGGCAGGAGCUAGCCGAGCAGCAGCCUCAGCAGCCUGGCGGCUUCGGGCAAGCCUGCGAUAUGGUGCUGUCUCUUCGCGAGCAGGUUGGCGUCAUGAAGAAGCAGGUGUCGAAUCUCGCUGUGCCAAUGAAGGUGUACAUCUACAGCUCAGUUCCAGGGAGCCGCGCGGAGAUUGAAAGUGCUUUGGACGUGGUGGAUGCGACUGCCACCGCUAUUGGCAGUGCAGCAAAAGUCGCAGCAGAAGCGGCGGCAGCGGACUUCUGUUUGCCUGAAGACGUGAAGGCUGAAGCUUUUAAGGUUCUUGGUGCGGUUCGCAGCGAUACAGCGCAGCAAGCGGCGGACUGCAGAGCCCUGUGCCUGGUGACAGCAGACACUUCAGACAGCGAUGCAGCCAAGCGCCAACAGCCAGCACACCAACCAGCAAAGGAGCGUCCUGAGUUUGCGAAGGAGCACUACGGAGAUUUCAAUUUGCAGCUAGGGCCCAUCACACGGAAGCUCUUUGCUGCCCAAACAAAGCUCCUGGCUCUCAUCAAGGCCAUAAAGAAGCAGCGAGCUGCCAACAGUUGCAGUGGUGCAGGGCCUUGUAAUGUUCGAAUCGAUCAAAAAAAGGCGCCGGAGAAGGCCGCGGCUAGCAACCAGGGGCAUCUUUCAUCCUCUAGGAUUACACGCACUGACAUGUGUAGUGCACACGAAAGGCAGAAAGCAUCGGGAAAGCCCUUUCGGGCUUUUUCCUUGUUUGGAAAUCUCUUCAAUGAAAUAUUAAAAACCGCCAUUAUGAAAAGCUUGAAGAUUGGCGGCAGACUACAAACGGAAGGGGCAAACGGCGAAGGGCAACUGCCCUCGAGUGUUUUAAUCGCCAAAGCAAGACGGACUAUUGAGCUGUGGUGUCCUGUUGGCUCUCGAAAUUCUGAUGGUUUUUCUCUGUGA